This is a messenger RNA of Saccharomyces cerevisiae S288C, 3498 nucleotides long. RefSeq names its product chitin synthase CHS3 (gene CHS3). The coding region runs from base 1 to 3498 and encodes 1165 amino acids. Gene Ontology annotation, cellular component: cellular bud neck; plasma membrane; cytoplasmic vesicle membrane. NCBI's taxonomy places the organism in Eukaryota, Fungi, Ascomycota, Saccharomycetes, Saccharomycetales, Saccharomycetaceae. The transcript has a single exon. Gene Ontology annotation, molecular function: chitin synthase activity; hexosyltransferase activity. The record is from RefSeq and is marked reviewed.
AUGACCGGCUUGAAUGGAGAUGAUCCUGAUGACUACUAUCUGAACCUUAAUCAAGAUGAAGAGUCUCUACUUAGGUCAAGACACAGUGUCGGCUCAGGAGCACCUCAUAGACAAGGCUCUUUAGUGCGGCCCGAAAGAAGCCGACUGAACAAUCCUGAUAAUCCACAUUUUUAUUAUGCGCAGAAAACGCAGGAGCAGAUGAAUCACCUGGAUGUUUUACCAUCAAGUACCGGUGUAAACCCAAAUGCAACUCGUCGGAGUGGCUCCCUGCGCUCCAAAGGCUCAGUGAGAAGCAAAUUUAGUGGCCGCGAAACGGAUAGCUAUCUUUUACAAGAUAUGAAUACUACUGACAAGAAGGCUUCCGUUAAAAUAAGUGAUGAAGGUGUUGCGGAAGACGAAUUUGAUAAAGAUGGUGAUGUGGACAAUUUCGAAGAAAGCUCCACGCAGCCCAUAAAUAAGUCUAUCAAACCAUUAAGAAAGGAAACGAAUGAUACAUUGUCAUUUUGGCAGAUGUACUGUUAUUUCAUUACGUUUUGGGCACCUGCUCCAAUUCUUGCUUUCUGCGGGAUGCCAAAGAAGGAAAGACAAAUGGCGUGGAGAGAAAAGGUUGCUUUAAUUUCUGUCAUCUUGUACAUUGGUGCGAUUGUGGCUUUCCUGACUUUUGGUUUCACUAAAACCGUUUGUAGUAGUUCGAAACUACGUUUGAAAAACAACGAAGUAUCAACAGAAUUUGUCGUAAUUAACGGUAAGGCUUAUGAAUUGGAUACUUCCUCGCGUUCCGGUAUACAAGACGUUGAAGUAGAUUCAGACACCCUUUAUGGGCCCUGGUCAGAUGCUGGUAAAGAUGCUUCGUUCUUGUUUCAAAAUGUGAAUGGUAACUGUCAUAACCUUAUAACUCCAAAGAGUAAUUCUUCCAUUCCCCAUGACGAUGAUAAUAAUUUAGCAUGGUAUUUUCCUUGUAAGUUAAAGAAUCAAGAUGGCUCUUCGAAGCCAAACUUCACAGUUGAAAAUUACGCAGGAUGGAACUGUCAUACGUCUAAAGAAGAUAGGGACGCAUUUUACGGUUUAAAGUCGAAAGCUGAUGUUUACUUCACUUGGGAUGGUAUAAAGAACUCUUCUAGAAACUUGAUUGUUUAUAAUGGCGACGUUUUGGAUUUAGAUCUUCUUGAUUGGUUGGAAAAGGAUGACGUUGACUAUCCCGUUGUAUUCGAUGACUUGAAGACUUCAAAUUUACAAGGUUAUGAUCUUUCGUUGGUUUUGUCAAAUGGGCAUGAAAGAAAAAUUGCGAGAUGUUUGAGCGAAAUUAUUAAAGUUGGUGAAGUAGACUCCAAAACCGUCGGUUGUAUUGCCUCUGAUGUCGUUUUGUAUGUUUCUCUGGUAUUUAUUCUUUCAGUGGUGAUAAUUAAAUUCAUAAUUGCCUGCUACUUCCGUUGGACUGUAGCUAGGAAACAAGGUGCAUAUAUCGUGGACAAUAAAACAAUGGAUAAACACACAAACGAUAUCGAGGAUUGGUCUAAUAAUAUUCAAACAAAAGCUCCUCUAAAGGAAGUAGAUCCUCAUUUGAGGCCAAAGAAAUACUCAAAAAAGUCGUUGGGACACAAGCGUGCUUCAACCUUUGACUUGCUGAAAAAACACAGCUCCAAAAUGUUUCAAUUUAACGAAUCUGUGAUAGAUCUAGACACCUCCAUGAGCAGUUCACUACAAUCUUCUGGUUCAUACAGAGGAAUGACAACAAUGACCACUCAAAAUGCUUGGAAACUCUCGAAUGAAAACAAAGCUGUACAUUCCCGUAAUCCAUCUACUUUGUUGCCUACAUCCUCGAUGUUUUGGAAUAAAGCGACUUCCUCUCCUGUACCAGGAUCAUCGCUGAUUCAGAGUCUUGAUUCGACGAUUAUACAUCCCGAUAUCGUUCAACAACCACCACUGGAUUUUAUGCCAUACGGGUUCCCAUUGAUUCAUACUAUCUGUUUUGUUACUUGUUAUUCUGAGGAUGAAGAGGGUUUAAGAACCACUUUAGACUCUCUUUCUACCACAGAUUAUCCAAAUUCCCAUAAACUACUGAUGGUUGUUUGUGAUGGUUUAAUUAAGGGCUCGGGCAACGAUAAGACUACUCCAGAGAUAGCGUUAGGAAUGAUGGACGACUUUGUCACCCCACCUGAUGAAGUUAAACCUUACUCCUAUGUGGCAGUGGCAUCAGGCUCUAAAAGACACAAUAUGGCCAAGAUAUAUGCGGGUUUUUACAAAUAUGACGAUUCUACAAUUCCACCAGAAAAUCAACAACGUGUCCCAAUCAUUACAAUUGUGAAGUGCGGUACUCCUGCAGAGCAGGGGGCCGCCAAACCCGGUAACAGAGGUAAGCGUGAUUCUCAAAUUAUUCUGAUGUCCUUUUUAGAAAAAAUAACAUUUGAUGAAAGAAUGACUCAAUUGGAAUUUCAGCUUUUAAAAAAUAUUUGGCAGAUUACGGGGCUAAUGGCAGACUUCUACGAAACGGUACUUAUGGUUGAUGCUGAUACUAAAGUCUUUCCCGAUGCUUUAACUCAUAUGGUCGCUGAAAUGGUUAAAGAUCCUUUGAUUAUGGGUCUUUGUGGUGAGACCAAGAUCGCUAAUAAGGCACAAUCUUGGGUAACUGCAAUUCAAGUGUUUGAGUACUAUAUUUCGCAUCAUCAGGCUAAAGCUUUUGAAUCUGUCUUCGGUUCGGUAACUUGUUUGCCGGGAUGUUUCUCAAUGUAUCGUAUAAAAUCUCCUAAAGGUUCAGAUGGUUAUUGGGUACCUGUAUUGGCAAAUCCAGAUAUUGUUGAAAGAUAUUCGGAUAAUGUUACAAACACUUUGCAUAAGAAGAACUUAUUAUUACUUGGUGAAGAUAGAUUUUUAUCUUCAUUAAUGUUAAAGACUUUCCCUAAGAGAAAGCAAGUAUUUGUUCCAAAAGCUGCUUGUAAAACUAUUGCCCCUGAUAAAUUCAAAGUCUUACUUUCCCAGCGUCGAAGAUGGAUUAAUUCUACGGUACAUAACCUUUUUGAAUUAGUUCUAAUCAGAGACUUAUGUGGCACUUUCUGUUUUUCCAUGCAAUUUGUGAUUGGUAUUGAAUUGAUUGGUACUAUGGUACUGCCGUUAGCCAUUUGCUUUACUAUUUAUGUCAUUAUUUUUGCCAUUGUAUCAAAACCUACACCCGUAAUCACUUUAGUUUUACUGGCAAUUAUUCUUGGUCUGCCCGGCUUAAUUGUUGUUAUAACUGCUACGAGAUGGUCGUACCUAUGGUGGAUGUGCGUAUAUAUUUGUGCUUUGCCUAUUUGGAAUUUCGUACUACCUUCAUAUGCGUACUGGAAAUUUGAUGACUUCUCAUGGGGUGAUACGAGAACUAUUGCGGGAGGUAAUAAAAAGGCACAAGACGAGAAUGAAGGUGAAUUUGAUCACUCAAAGAUUAAAAUGAGGACAUGGAGGGAAUUUGAAAGGGAAGAUAUUCUCAAUCGGAAGGAGGAAAGUGACUCCUUCGUUGCAUAG